Mangifera indica (mango) is the source of this 1746-nucleotide messenger RNA. RefSeq names its product putative disease resistance protein At3g14460. The record is from RefSeq and is a predicted model, not a curated record. Lineage: Eukaryota; Viridiplantae; Streptophyta; Magnoliopsida; Sapindales; Anacardiaceae. The transcript is spliced from 2 exons. The coding region runs from base 1 to 1746 and encodes 581 amino acids.
AUGGUGUGGGCAAAUACAAUCCACCUCAGCUCACUGAAAUCAGUGGUUCUUUCUGAUAUCUCAACUCAUAUUUGCCCAACAGAAAGAUUAACACAUGGGUUAUCAAAAGUACAAGAAAUGAAGAUUGUUGGUUCUAAAGAGCUGACAUCUUUGUGGCGAAGCACAACUGAAUUGCUUCAAGAUAAUAGCUCCCUUUGUCGAUUGGUUAUUCAGCAAUGUCCCCAACUUCUGUGCGUGGUGGCAGGGGAAGAACAACAACAACAACAGCAGCUUGGGAUGCCUUGCAGACUUGAGUAUCUGGAAUUGAAUGAAUGCAUGCGCUUUGAAAAGCUACCAAAAGCAUUGUGCAGCCUUAGUUUUCUUAAAGAAAUAUACAUCCAAGACUGCCCAAAACUCGUUUCUUUUCCAGAGAUUAGCAUGCCCCCCAAGCUAAGAAUCAUCGGAAUUGCAAAAUGCAAUGCACUGAAAUCGUUACCUGAGGCUUGGAUGAACAGCAACAAUACAUAUCUUGCAAGCUUGUCCAUUAAAGAAUGCGAUUCUUUGACAUAUAUAGCCAAAUUUAGGCUUCCGUUGAAUCUGAAAUGGCUAUCUAUCAGCUGCUGCAAUAGUUUAUGCACUUUGAUCGAUGAGGAGGAGACUACUGACAGUGAAACCAACAGCAACAGCUCUCUUCUAGAGUACUUGGCAAUGGAAUAUUGUCCAUCUCUCACAUCCUUGUGGUCAAAAAGUGAGUUACCUGAUACACUUGAACACAUUGAGCUUUCCAGGUGCUCAAAUCUUGCUUCCUUGUCAUCAAGAGGCAAUCUACCCAUGGCACUUAAAGACCUGAUGGUUUACGACUGUUCCAAGCUAGAAUCAAUUGCAGAAAGAUUGCUGAAUCUCACAUCUCUUGAACGUAUCAGGAUUUCUUGUUGUGAUAAUCUUGCAUGUUUACCUCAGGAUCUUCACAAGCUCCGCCAUCUUCAAGAGAUGACUAUAUCUCGUUGUCCAAAUCUUGUUUCCUUUCCGGAAGGAGACUUGCCUUCCGGGAACCUGAAAUUGCUCCGCAUAUACAGCUGUGAGAAACUGAAGGCCCUACCCAACCGCAUACACAAUCUCACUGCACUUAAAAAUUUAUCAAUAACAGAUUGUCCAAGCAUGGCCUUGUUCCCUGUCCAUGGCUUUCCGAUCAGCCUUGCAUCACUUGAAAUCGAUGAUUUGGACAUCUUUAAACCACUGUUCGAUUGGGGCCUCUACAGACUCACUUCUCUUAGAGAUCUCAGGAUUGGUAAGGGAUGCCCAGAAGUGGUGUCAUUUCCACAAGAAGAGAUUGGAAUGAUGCUUCCGACAUCUCUAACCCAUUUGAAAAUUGAAAAUUUUCCGAAUCUGGAACGCCUGUCAUCUGAUAUUCAGAAUCUGACUUGCCUGGAAGAACUCUCCCUUUCUGCAUGUCCUAAGCUCAAAUUUCUUCCUGAGGAUGGCCUGCCUUCCUCUCUUCUGAAACUAAAUAUCAAUAAAUGUCCAUUGCUCAAACAAAUGUGCGAAAAGCAUAGAGGACAGAAUUAUUGGCCAAUGAUAGCACGCAUACCUUACGUUUGCAUUGAUCUGAAUUUCAUACCGGCAUACGGACCCCCACGGUCAAUAUUGAUCUCCCACAACCUGUUCCCGAGGAGACAACAUCUAGGCCCUUUUCAAAUCCAGGCCCUUGCACAGAAUCUUAUUUUGGAGGAACAAGAACAGGCUAUUCCCUGUUGCAGUUCCUAUUGA